AUGCCGUCAUACACAAAUAGGCGCAGCCCCGUGCGGUUAGCUGCCCCGUCCAGGCGCCUCCCGCCCUGGCCGCCGGUCGCGCUCUCUCCGGAGGAGCAGGCAGCGGCGAGGCAUCCAUCUGGAGCCCCCGCCGGGCGCCCGGCGCUGCAUGGUUGCCGGCCGGCUGAACGUGUUUCAAGGGUGCUCAAUUCCAAAGCCUUGUGCGCCUGCGUUCGAUCUGCCCCUUGUCUUUGCAACGACGAGUGCCAUCGUGCUUCUCCUGCUGGAGAUCGGGAGCAGAAAAAUCGUAAAGGAGCAGAAGGUUUGUGA
Molecule: messenger RNA, 309 nt
Organism: Ostreobium quekettii
Lineage: Eukaryota; Viridiplantae; Chlorophyta; Ulvophyceae; Bryopsidales; Ostreobiaceae
Source: the annotation of a GenBank genome assembly